This is a messenger RNA of Paramecium pentaurelia, 2370 nucleotides long. NCBI's taxonomy places the organism in Eukaryota, Ciliophora, Oligohymenophorea, Peniculida, Parameciidae. The record is from the annotation of a GenBank genome assembly.
AUGAAUAAUCAAUAAUUACCAAGAACUCUUUAAGAAUUAGAUAUUGACACUAAAGAAUUGAGUAAAAGAAUAAAAACCUUAUAAAAUUCAAAGGCUGUCCUUUCUAUUUUUCAGUCAGAUAAGUUUACUCCAGAGAUAUUGAUACAUUAUUUUAUGGCCACUUUCAAUGAAGCUGGACCUCAUUAAUAUUUAACUAAUAGAUUGUAUCAUAUGCCUAAAAAAUUCAUCGAAUAUUAUAUACCAUAAUUUGUGUAAAAUUUGUAUAAUAUAUCUAGAUAUAUGGUUGUAAAAAAUGGGUCUUAAAGUAUGGAAACAUUCUUAGAAUCAUUAAGUUCUUAAUGUAUUGCAAAUUAUUUUAAAAUACUUUGGUGUUUGAUUGCCUAUUCAUAAGAUGAAAAAAAGAAUAGUAAAACAUAUUCUAAAUUGGAAUCAUUUUAAAGAGUAAAUUUGUAUUUAAUUAUUUAAGCGAUUAGAAAAAGCAAUGAUUAAUGGUGCUCUAACUAUGAACAAUGAUCAAAUUGAAUAAAAUAAAGAUAAUCCAUAAUUUUAGGAAUGUAAUUUGUUUGUUGAACAUUUUUAGAAUUGAUGAAAUAAUGUAUGGAGAAGGAAUUUAGAUCUCAUUACAUGAUUGCUUAAGAUCGAUUCAUUAUUUAAAUGAUUUAAUUAUCCUUGACAUUAAAAUCAAUUGAAAAUGAAAAUAGAAAGAAAUAUCUAUAUUCAUAAAUUUAAAAGGGAAAUAAUGCUAUAAAGAGAAUGACUAAUAUGAAUAGAAGUUUAGCUUAUUUUAGAGGAAUAAUAAUACCAUUUGAGAGGGAGAAUGAAUAUUCAGAAGCAUCUAAUUUAGUAUUUUUUCAUUUAAAAAAUAAAAGAUGGUAAAUAUAUGUGAAGAGGGAGCAGCUUGUUUUAACACUAAAACUAGAGUCCCAUAUAGAAUAGUAAUUGAAACUAUCAGUAUCAUAGAGUAGCAAGCAAAAAUUGAUUCAACAAAAGUAGAUGAGAAUGAAAGUGAUGUUUUGAAUGAUUCUGAAGAUUUUAUAUAGAUGGAUGUUCCUAAUAAUUUAGAAGAAUAAAUGAAACAAUUAACAAAUGAGAAAUAGUAAGAUAUGAUUUACAAUUAAUUAAUAAAAUAUGACAGUUAGAGUUCUAGUUUUAAGGAUUUUGAUGAUUUAAAUUAAAAUAUAGAAUUAAACAAAAAUCUAGAAUUAAUUAAAAAGAGAAGUAAUUCUUGGUCAGAUACUGAAAAUUCAUAAUUAUCUGAAGAACGUUAAGAAAUACAUAGUCCUUAAAAAAGUAAAGAUUUAGAAGAUGGUUUAUCAUCAUAAGGUUCUGAACAAAAGAUAUCUUCUUUAAAUAUAGGUGUAGUAGAAUAAAAUUAACAAAUCUAAGGAUUUAUAUAAUCUCCUAUAAAAUAGAGAUAAUCAAUAAAUUACAUCCAAAUUAAAUCAAAUAGUAAUUUAAAUCCUUGGGGUGAAGAUUGGUAAGAUAAGAUUGAAAGAAUAAAAUAAGAAUCAAAAUUUAAAGAUUUUGAAUCAUUAAAGAUUAGAGUAAUAAUGGUUAAAGGAGGUGAUGAUUUAAGACAAGAAUUAUUAAUUAUGUAGGUGAUAUAAAAAAUGUAGGAAAUAUUUAGAUCAGCUUAAUUGAAUUUAUUUUUAAAGCCUUAUGAAAUAAUAGUUGUAUCUGAGAAUUCUGGUAUAUUAGGUAAAGUAUAUUUAGUUAUUUGAUAGAAUUUGUAUAAAAUACGGUUUCAAUGGAUGGAUUGAAGAAAUAUUUAGCUAAACAAAAAUUAAGUUUGGUCUAAUUUUAUAAAUAAUAUUUUGAUUCUGAUUAUCAUUAAGCUCAAAAGAAUUUUGUUGAAAGUUUAGCAGGAUAUUCUUUACUUUGUUAUUUUUUGAAAAUUAAGGAUAGACAUAAUGGAAAUAUUUUGGUUAAUAAUUAAGGACAUUUGAUUCAUAUAGAUUUUGGAUUUGCACUUUCAAUUUCACCAGGUAAUGCUGGAUUUGAGACAGCUCCAUUUAAGAUGACAAAAGAUUAUUUAGAAAUUAUGGAUAAUAAAAAUUCUAGUAUGUUUGAAUAUUUUAGAAGAUUAAUGUUUAGUGGAUUUAUGGAAAUAAGAAAAUAUUGUGCUUCAAUCUUUUAAAUUAUUGAAAUAAUGAUGGAAAAGAGCAAUUUUAAUUGUUUUAAAUUUUUUGAAUUUUCUGAAUUUAAAUAAAGAUUUUUGUUGAAUAAAACUGAAAUAUAAGUAAAUUGUAAUUUAAUAAUAUAAAUUAGUGUAGACAAGAGAUUGAUAAAUUAAUUUAAAUGAGCAUAGAAGACUCUCGUACUAAACUUUAUGAUUAAUUUCAAUAUCUAACUAAUGGAAUAUACCAUUGA